UCCACAUGAGUAUGAAUGUUAUCCACAAUCAAUGAAUCAACCAAUGAGGAAGAGGCGGAAGAUGAAUGUGGAGUUGAAAUAGGUGGUCAAUUCAAUUCAAUUCAUGAGACAUUGCUCUUAUCUAUCAUGGCCCAUUGGGUAACCAUCUCAACAGCCACUCCAUCUCCAUGUACGGGAAUAGCUUUCAAAAAUUCCCAACAAUCUGUUAGCAGCAGGAGGGAUGUUGGAUUGAGGUUGGUUGGUGCAGUGUUUGGGUAUGGGUUGAUUGGUACUAAUAAGAGUGCAGAUGCAGCAGCAAGGCGGCCUCCUCCGACUCCGCUGACGGAGAAAAAGGAUCCAAAUAUAAGUGGUGUGUUGGCUAAAGUAAUAGCUAGUAAGAAGAGGAAGGAAGCAAUGAAAGAGAGUAUGGCUCAGCUCAGGGAGAAAGGGAAGCUCAUCAAUCCAGCAGCAGCUGAAUAGCAUUAUAUAAAUCAUUAAUAUGCUUCUCAUUCUCAUUCUCAUUCUAAUUAUCAAUCGUCUCUUCUCCUCUCCUAGUAAUAAAAUUCAAAUUGGGUACUGCUCUC
Messenger RNA from Cynara cardunculus var. scolymus (artichoke), 563 nucleotides. RefSeq lists its product as uncharacterized. The coding region runs from base 16 to 459 and encodes 147 amino acids. The record is from RefSeq and is a predicted model, not a curated record. NCBI's taxonomy places the organism in Eukaryota, Viridiplantae, Streptophyta, Magnoliopsida, Asterales, Asteraceae. The transcript has 2 exons.